Eufriesea mexicana is the source of this 756-nucleotide messenger RNA. RefSeq names its product Juvenile hormone binding protein 2 (gene Jhbp2). The transcript is spliced from 4 exons. The record is from RefSeq and is a predicted model, not a curated record. Gene Ontology annotation, biological process: multicellular organismal reproductive process. Lineage: Eukaryota; Metazoa; Arthropoda; Insecta; Hymenoptera; Apidae. Bases 1 to 756 code for a protein of 251 amino acids.
AUGAAGAUCGUCUUGUUCGCGUGCGCGUGUUCCUUGCUGAUUUCCGUUCAGGCCAUCGGCAGAUACAGAGGAUUAGAGUUCCUGGACCCUUGCUCCAGCAGGGACUACAAUGUCGAGAGCUGCCUUGCUAGGUCGGCCAACGUACUCACCGAGCGCUUCCGCCAUGGUUUACCUCAACUGGGUUAUCCAGAGGUGGAGCCAAUCAUCCUGGACGAGCUGCACAUAGCUCUGGGCGGUGGAUCAGAUGGCUACAGGGCUCAGUUCAAAAACGUCACUGCCAGAGGAGUUUCCACGUUAAGAGUGACUGGUUUGAGGGCCAGGUUAUCAGAAGACGAGGUGCAACUGCAGUUGGCCCUCAGCAUCCCGAAAAUCAGAGCUGCUGCCAAGUACAGGUCCAGUGGCACUCUGCUUUUGGUGAAAGCCAGUGGAGCUGGCGAUUAUUGGGGCGAAUAUGAGGGUGUCAAGGCAAAGGUGUUCAUCAGGGCGAAGCCAUUCAUAGUUCAAGGACGACGUUAUUUGAGGCUGCAGCAACUCAAGAUGGACUUCAGCGUGCAGAAUAUCAAGAUGGGCGUCGAAAAUGUCCGCGACAGCAACGCCAUAAUUCUAGCCGCAUUGAAUCUCUUCAUUAAUACUAACAGCCAAGAAUUGCUAAAAGAGAUGAAACCGGAUUUGAGAAGGAAGUUAGUCCAAGUAAUGACGACAUUCGUCGAAAAGAUCUUUGCUCAGGUACCAUACGAUGCAUGGAUCAUGGACUAA